Messenger RNA from Thamnophis elegans (Western terrestrial garter snake), 3660 nucleotides. RefSeq names its product slingshot protein phosphatase 1 (gene SSH1). Gene Ontology annotation, biological process: actin cytoskeleton organization; negative regulation of actin filament polymerization; protein dephosphorylation. Gene Ontology annotation, molecular function: actin binding; protein tyrosine/serine/threonine phosphatase activity. NCBI's taxonomy places the organism in Eukaryota, Metazoa, Chordata, Lepidosauria, Squamata, Natricidae. Gene Ontology annotation, cellular component: cytoplasm. The record is from RefSeq and is a predicted model, not a curated record.
UGCCGCAGCACCUCCAGGUGAUGAUCAACCUCCUUCGCUGCGAGACAGAAUCAAGUUGGCCGUGCGCUUAGAAAGUGCCUGGAGCGAUCGCGUGAGGUACAUGGUGGUCGUCUACAGCACUGGGCGCCAAGACACCGAGGAGAACAUUCUCCUGGGCGUGGACUUUUCCAGCAAGGAGAGCCAGAGUUGUACCAUUGGGAUGGUGUUACGUCUGUGGAGCGAUACGAAGAUCCACCUGGAUGGAGACGGCGGGUUCAGCGUCAGCACGGCGGGCAAGACCCACAUCUUCAAACCCGUCUCGGUGCAAGCCAUGUGGUCUGCCUUGCAGAUCCUCCACAAAGCUUGUGAGAUGGCUCGGAGGCACAACUACUUCCCGGGGGGGAUGGCGCUUGUCUGGGCCACCUACUACGAGAGCUGCAUCGCCUCCGAGCAGAGUUGCCUCAACGAGUGGAAACGCCAUGCAAGACCUGGAGUCUCCACGCCCCGACUCGCCUGCUCUCUACAUGGACAAGCCCACCGAGCGAGAGAGGCAGAACGGCUGAUCAAGGCCCAGCUCCGGAGCAUCAUGAUGAGCAAAGAUCUGGAGAACGUGACUUCCAAAGAAAUCCGGAACCAGCUGGAGAAGCAGAUGAGCUGCAAUUUGAAUGAGUUCAAGGAAUUCAUCGACAAUGAGAUGCUGCUCAUCUUGGGUCAGAUGGACAAGCCCUCCCUCAUCUUCGACCACCUCUACUUGGGGUCUGAAUGGAACGCCUCAAACCUGGAGGAGCUUCGAGGCUCAGGCGUGGACUACAUUUUAAACGUCACCAGGGAAAUCGACAACUUCUUCCCGGGGUUGUUUGCCUACCACAACAUCCGCGUCUAUGACGAAGAGACGACCGACCUCCUCGCCCACUGGAACGAGGCCUAUCACUUCAUCAACAAAGCCAGGAAGAACCACUCCAAGUGCCUAGUCCACUGCAAGAUGGGCGUGAGCCGCUCGGCCUCCACGGUCAUCGCCUACGCCAUGAAGGAGUUUGGAUGGUCCUUGGAGAAGGCCUACAAUUACGUCAAGCAGAAGCGCAGCAUCGCUCGGCCCAACGCUGGGUUCAUGAGGCAGCUGCUGGAAUACCAGGGCAUACUGGAUGCCAGCAAGCAGCGCCACAACAAGCUCUGGAAACAGCAGGCGGGGGGCGGCUUCCCCCCCACUUCGGAGAGCUCCGCCGGGCCCAAUGAUUUCCUGCUUGGCAGCCUGGAGGAUGCGGACCUGGGACCUCCCGGCCCGCCUCUCUGCGCAGACCGCCGGAUGCCCCUGGAGUUGGUGGGCCUCCAUUACUGCCUGCGGCGCCUCUCCGACUCCUUGCCAGUCCCCCGGGUGGGGGACCUGGAGGCAGAGUCCAGUCUGGAGGAGAACCUGCUGGGGCAGGUGCAGGCAGGAGAGCCGGAGGUGGAGGGGCAGGCCGAGCCGCCCAGCACUGCAGACACCGAGAGCCCCCCAAAGCCCGAGGCCGGCCAGCCGAGGGAGGAGGAGAAGCCGCCUGAGCGAUGGAAGCGGCGGUCGCUGGACGGGGAGGGCAGGCACAACUGCGAGAACCUGAAUAACAACAACAGUAAGAGGAGCUGCCCGGAUGACUUUGAACAUGAUGCCCUGUUUGGGAUCCUCCACAAAGUCAAGCCCCACUACAAGUCUUGCACCGACUGCCUGUAUCCCUUGGGUGGCUCCCCUCCCGAAGCCUUCAGGGACUCCCCGGAGCUCCUGCCAGCCGAGGCCCCUUGCCACCCUGCCACCGUCUGCACCCAGCCCUCCUUCCCAGCCUUUCUGGAGCAGGCCCUCCGCAAGGCGCCUCUGGAGGAAUCCCAGGGACCGAAAGCCGACAGUUCGCUCCCGAUGGUGGUGGGGAUGAACGCGGCGGCCCAGGACGUCGGUCCCGAUCAGCCGGCUCCAGGCUGGCCCUGCGGCCCUUCUGAAAAGCCCAGGGAGGCCCCUAAAAGCCCAGCGGCUGCCUCGCUGGACUCCAGGCAUUCUCUCUGUGAGAGAAGCCCCCUCUUCAAGCAAGAUCCUUUUCCACGAAAAGAUGCUCGGCAGACCAAGGACCUGAAAUACUUGCUCUUCAGCAAAGAUCUGGAGAGGCCAACCGCAAACAGCUACCUGAUGCAACACCAGGAGUCUCUUCUUCAGCUCCAGAAAGCGGGUUUAGUCCGCAAGCACACCAAGGAGCUGGAGCGCCUCAAGGCCCUGCCACCCGACCCAGCCGGGCAGGGCAAGGAGUCUUCUGGAGGCCCCGCCGACGUUGUGACCAUAUUGGAAGAGGAUCCCCAGGAGGAGAUGGUGGUGGUUGAGGGCCAACUGCAGCCCUCCUCUCAAGAUGUCUCCGAGAAGCUCCUGAAGACGCUUCUUGCUUCCGGAGCCUCCCAGAAGACCUCCACGCCCGCCCCCUCCAAGGUGGACCACAGCAGCACCUUCACAAAGGACUUCCUGAAGACCAUCUCCUACACCCCGUCUUCCUCCAGGAGCUCCAACCUAACACGCAGCUCCAGCAGCGACAGCAUCCACAGCGUCCAUGGGAAGCCCGGGCUGGUGAAACAGCGGACGCAGGAGAUCGAAACCCGGCUGCGGCUGGCCGGCUUGACCAUCUCCUCUCCGCUGAAGCGCUCCAACUCUCUUGCCAAGCUGGGCAGCCUCGACCUGGCCUCCGAGGACCUGGCGGGAGAGGUGGACCUGUCGCUCUUGGCCCAUCCGAGGGAGGCCACGCUGGGCGAGUCUCCCAUCCUUUGCAACCUCCUUUCCUGGAAGAAGAUGGGGAAAAGCUGACACCCUUGUGGGGCUGUUCUUUUAAUGGUUCCUUUUAGUUUCGUCUGUACUCGAUGCAAUUUUAUCCUGUCCCGAAAAGAAGAGAGAGUUGCCUUCCGCUUCUCAGGUGGCCCUUCAAGCACAGGGGUAAGAGAGCAGUGGCACCUGAGAAGGGGACCCGCUCAAGGAGAAGGCUCAGGGCCCUUGUGCCUCCCUCAGGGCCUCUUCUGGACUUCGAUUGGGCAGUGCCAUCCUUCCUUACAUGCCAAAAAAGAUUAAAAGAACCCAGAGAUUUUGCUUUGAAGGCCAAGCCAAGCGUUAGGCUUCCUCCUUUAAGAGUCCCCCCAUGCAGGGGCCCAAAGGGGACACGAAUGCUACCUCCAGUUUUCAGAUCUACGUAGAUAAAUAGAUAGGCAGUCACCUCUGCGUGUGUAUGUAGUUUAAGAUUUUUCAAAACCUCCCCCCGAAACAGAUUUUUUUCUAAGGAAAAGAAUCGUCCCUGGGUGAAUAGGAUUAUCGCCCUGGUGGUCCCAUGGCUCCCUCAACACACCUGGAAUGGCAGAAGAGUUUUUCCAGCAGAAAGCAUUUUUUGCUAAGCCAUCGCUGGACUGAAUCUACCAGCCAGGGGCCCCCCGUCUGAACUGACCAGUGGCUGGCAAGGCUGUUUGUUUUCCCUCCACACUUGAUAGUUUUGUUUUUUUGGGGGGGGGGGUUGUUGUUGGGUGGGAGCCCCCUGAAUCUCCCUCCCUUCUGCUGUACCUGUUACAUGUGGGAGAUGUUUACUAUUUCUCCCGAUCAGUUGAAAGCUGUAAAUGUCACUGUAGUGUUACCUAGUGAGGUAGGACCAGUAAUGUAUGUUUCCUGGGGCAUUAAACACUUUUGUUGAUAAAUCA